Molecule: messenger RNA, 661 nt
Organism: Prorocentrum cordatum
Lineage: Eukaryota; Dinophyceae; Prorocentrales; Prorocentraceae
Source: the annotation of a GenBank genome assembly
CGCAUCUGGCCACUUCGAGGAUUUCCCUUGCAAGCUUGGCUCCUCGCUUUGAGCCGAAGUUGUCGGCGCCAUUCCCGUUUGUGCGGUGUACCUGGUCUUUCUGCCAUUUGCCUCCAAAUCCUUCCUCUUCAAGUUUCGGUUCUCCUUUACGAGCCGCAGUUUUGAUGCGCCACCCCAGUCGCCGGACUUCCUGACGUUCAUCGGCGCCUACAUGUUCUUCACCCCACGCGGGUGGCUCUGCUGCUUGGAGCUCGCCUGGCUGGCGCAAGCUGGGGUGGACCCGAAGAAGCUGCAGCGCUUCCUCCGGCGGAGCGGGGUUCGCACAGCGGCCAAGGAGCGCCGGGAUGACGUCAACGGCCUCUACGACAGCACCAGAGAGGAGCUGGCAGAGGCGCUGGAGGAGCUGCUGGGGAGGCGCCCCCCGCACCUGCACCGGUGGGACAAGGAACGGCUCGUGAAGGCGCUCGAGGCGCUGGGCGAGACGGGCUCGUCCGGCUCGGGGAGCCAGCGGGGCACGCCGGGUCUGCCGCCCACCCUCGGCUGGCCUCUGCGCUCCUCCUCCUCUUCCUCCUCCUGCUCCUGCUCCUGCUCCUCCUGCUCCCGCUCUUCCUUCUCGUCGCCCUCCCCCUCCUCCUCCCCCUCCUCCUCCUCCUCCUCCUCC